AUGUCUACUCACCAAACCUUGAUUGCCCUUCAAAACUGGGCUCUCAAGUCCACUGAGGUAGCUCGUCUUUGGGCGCCACAGCUAGCUCAGUACCCCUUGACACGCAAUACAGCAAUUGCGUCAGCAGCUCUUGGAUUUUCUUACUGGGUCAAUCGUGCCCUGAACCGUCUAAGCCUAGACAACUGGACAAAGGCCAAACGCUGGGACAACGAGUAUGAGUUGGUCCUCAUCACUGGUGGAUGCAGCGACGAAAACGUAGCAUUCUACCGCGCAGACGUGACAUCCUCUGAAAGCAUCCAUGCCGCCGGAAUCAAAAUCCGUGCCGAGCAUGGCAACCCAACAGUACUCAUCAACAACGCCGGCGUAGGCAGUAACAGUCCCAUGCUCGAAAAGUCCGAAGCUGGAAUCCGGCAAGUUUUCGACGUCAACACCAUCUCACACUUCCUGAUGGUGCAGGAAUUUCUGCCAGACAUGAUCCGAAACAACCAUGGGCACAUCGUCACUAUUGCUAGUGUGGUUAGCUUCGUGGGCUUGGGAGGGUGGAUUGACUAUUGUUGCUCGAAAGCUAGUGCCCCCGCGUUCCACGAAGGUCUCAGCCAGGAACUGAGUCUUUGGUACGACGCGCCCAAAGUACAGACCAGCAUCUUCCACCCUGCUUGGGUGCGUACGCCCCUAAUAGAGUCGUUCGCGUCUUCUGAGGAGGAAUUCAAACAGUCCAUACUGGAGCCCGAGGUCGUGGCUGAGGCUGUGGUCAAGCAGAUCCUCACUCAGAGAGGUGGUCAGAUCAUUCUACCAGAAAACAUGUUUGUAAUCUCGCUGCUUCGUGCGUUCCCCUAUUGGAUGCAGCGAAGCAUGACUGCUGCAGCAGAUAAGGGACUAAAUGCUGUCUAUGACCGGCAGCUGAAAUCCUCUGCGGGCACAAAAUUGCAGUCUAGCCAGGCUUGA
Talaromyces amestolkiae is the source of this 945-nucleotide messenger RNA. RefSeq lists its product as uncharacterized. NCBI's taxonomy places the organism in Eukaryota, Fungi, Ascomycota, Eurotiomycetes, Eurotiales, Trichocomaceae. The transcript has 2 exons. The coding region runs from base 1 to 945 and encodes 314 amino acids. The record is from RefSeq and is a predicted model, not a curated record. Gene Ontology annotation, molecular function: oxidoreductase activity, acting on the CH-OH group of donors, NAD or NADP as acceptor.